AUGAGCGGCGAGGCUGAUACAGUCCACAGCUUUUUACAGUCGUCGGCACUGGCGCUAUAUGCCUUGGUAAGCUUACUCGAGACCUUGGAAUGCUUCAGCCUCGUUUUAACCCGCGAUUCUGCAGCCACCAACUACGGCAUGGGGAAGCACUUCGCUCUCUUGCAUCCGGAAACUGCACGGGCCUACAUUAUUGUCUUCUAUGUCGGCAGCGCGGCCUACAUAACCUGCACAGCCCUGAUCAAACUCUCUCUACUCUUCCAGUAUCUCCGCGUGUACAACCGCGGCACCACCAUGUAUCGACUUUGCGUCGGCCUCCUCAUUUUUACGGCCCUCUGGGGUACUGCUUACACCUUCAUGGCUUGGUUUCCCUGCUUCCCGAUCAAGGACUUGUGGCUUGCCCCUCCAGGUGCCAAGUGCUACGCUUUUGGGUCGCCCAACCCCCAUAUUUUCGCAGCAACGUACGAGAGCCAUACGGGCGUCAACAUGGUCCUCGACGUUCUUGUCCUGGCAGCGCCGGUACCAAUGUAUUUUGACAAGCAUACACCGCAGAAGACUCGCAGGGGUCUUUUGGCCUUGCUGUUCAUGGGCUGUCUUGUCAAUGUCUUCUCCGUCUGGCGCCUGGCCACGAUCGUCGAGCACAAGGCGGCCACUUAUCCCGUCCGAGAUCCGACCUGGUACGGACCGAUCAGCAUCCUUCUGGCCAUUCUGGAAGUCGAUGCCGCCAGUAUAUGCGCCAGCGUGCCCGUCUUCUGGCCCAGGAUUAGCAGCCACUUUGGGCGGAUUUUCGUCACUCAGGAGAUCGACAUCACUCACGAGGACCGGUACGAGCUGACCACGACGCCAAGUGAGGGGCUGGGCCCCGUGGACGGGACGCACAGCCGCACAGGGAGCGACACGGAGCUAUCCACGGGGAUCGCGGGUACCAAGAGCAAGGAGAUGCAUUACAAGGACGGCUUUGUCAUAUCGCUGGUGGACCCGCUGCGACAGGCUACCUCGGGAAAUGAAGAUCUGGGUGCAUGGGAAGGCAUGCGCCCUCGGGAAGCUAUGGAGGCCCAGCAAGACUUGGAUGCGCAAGAGGAGGCAGACAUUCAAGCAGCUUUGGAACUCAGCAGGAUCGAUAUGGAGGAGCGGGCCGACCCUGAUGAGGUUGAUGCGCUUCCAAGCUACUCUUCGGCUCCGGGCCCCGAGGAUAUCCUCCUUCGACAUCUGCUGGAUUCCGCGGCCGGAGAUGCACCUCAGACUUCCGGGCAUGACAACGACGAGAGCCUCCCGCCUUCUUAUGAGAACCUCACGCUCGACGACUACACUGCCGCACGCCACCGACUUGUGGAAUCUUGGCAAACCUGGUGCCGUGUGAAGCGCGACGAGUACACGCAAAACUUUGUGAUAUGGCAAGAGAGCAAGAACAUGCAGGCAUAUGGAGAGCACCAACGAUGGAAGAGCGAGGUGGAACGAUACAAGAGGGAGCUGGAGGAGGAGCGGCAGGACUACUACUUGGAGAGGGCAAAGCAGCUGGAAGCGAGGUUCCGAGCACGACUACCCAAAGAAGAGAUGCUCCCCUGGGACAUGGAAAGGUAG
Messenger RNA from Thyridium curvatum, 1578 nucleotides. RefSeq lists its product as uncharacterized. The record is from RefSeq and is a predicted model, not a curated record. The transcript has 6 exons. Bases 1 to 1578 code for a protein of 525 amino acids. NCBI's taxonomy places the organism in Eukaryota, Fungi, Ascomycota, Sordariomycetes, Thyridiales, Thyridiaceae.